Messenger RNA from Gadus macrocephalus (Pacific cod), 1647 nucleotides. Its product is annotated as store-operated calcium entry regulator STIMATE-like. The record is from RefSeq and is a predicted model, not a curated record. Gene Ontology annotation, cellular component: membrane; nucleus; cortical endoplasmic reticulum. Gene Ontology annotation, biological process: activation of store-operated calcium channel activity; chondrocyte proliferation; chondrocyte differentiation. The transcript is spliced from 11 exons. NCBI's taxonomy places the organism in Eukaryota, Metazoa, Chordata, Actinopteri, Gadiformes, Gadidae. Bases 24 to 1265 code for a protein of 413 amino acids. Gene Ontology annotation, molecular function: calcium channel regulator activity.
ACGUCGGUCGCGUGACAUGACGUAUGUCAACAGGAGCAGCACCGCUGCUAGCAGCUGGAUUGGUGAUAAGCGACUGCAAAAUAGUUUUUUUUUUCUUAAACAAUGUGAACAUGCUUUUUUGGACAGCUACAAAAGUGGUUGGAGACCUGGCUUUACCUGGGCCAGGUGUACAGGGCCUCUCCGCAAUGUCCUCCAACACAUCGGCGCCCGCCAGUCCCAUGCCAGGUGCGGACAACAGAGGGUGUGAAAACGGUGCGCUAAUGGACUCUUUGGGGAUUUUCCUGCAAGGGCUUUUAGCCGUCCUGGCCUUCAGCAUAUUGAUGUUGAAACGCUUCAGGGAGCCCAAGCAUGAACGAAGGCCCUGGAGGAUCUGGUUCCUGGACACCUCUAAACAGGCCAUUGGGAUGCUGUUCAUUCAUUUCGCCAACGUUUACCUGUCGGACCUCACCGAGGAGGAUCCCUGCUCUCUAUAUCUCAUCAACUUCCUUCUGGAUGCGUCGUUGGGGAUGCUGCUGAUCUACGCCGGGGUGAGGGCCGUCAGUGCUGUGGUGGAGUGGAGGCAGUGGGACUCUCUGCGCUUUGGAGAAUACGGAGAGCCGGUGCAGUGUUCUGCCUGGGUGGGUCAGUGUGCUCUCUACAUCCUCAUCAUGAUGUUUGAGAAGGUCGUCAUCAUGCUGGUCCUUCUCAUCCCCCAGUGGAAGAAGUUGUCCCUCCUCAACCCAAUAGAUAAUCCUGACCUCGAGUUAGCCAUCGUCAUGCUCAUUGUUCCGUUCUUCAUCAACGCCCUCAUGUUCUGGGUGGUGGAUAACUUCCUCAUGAAGAAGCACAGGACAAAAGCCAAGCUAGAGGAGCGAGAUGAGGACCUCCGGGGGAGCAGCAAGGUGCGGUACCGGCGGGCCCUGUCCCACGACGACUCGGAGUCCGAGAUCCUCUUCUCAGCCGACGACGAGAUGGACGACUCGGACGAGGACGACGUGCGGCGUCUGAGCGGCCUGAAGGCGGUGAAGAAGAAGAAGCAUCGCAUGGGGAUCCCUCCUGGUGAGGUGAAAAAGAAGAAGCGACCAGUUAUGAAGGAGGAGGACCUGAAAGGAGCACGCAGCAAACUGGGCCUGAGGGGCGAAGUCAAGAGUAAGACGUAUGAGGUCAUGGUGGAGUGUGAGCGCAUGGGGAAGGUUGCUCCAUCCGUGUUCAGCGGCGUCAGAUCCGGAUCUGAAACGGUCCUGGAGAAGCCCGGAGGUCCGGGGGGGAGCGUUUUCUCCAAAUGAAAACUAUGCCACGCCACCAACGUGUCAUGAAAUAGAAUAUAAAACAUGUAUUUUAUGAUCAGACAAUUCUAUACAAUUAAUAAAUGGAGAAUGAGCAAACAACAGAAAUAGUCAAAUAUAUUUAUUGAAGUUAAAUACAUUUAAAGUAGUGAAUUUAUUGGUUGUGUAGACAAUGUCGUGACAUUGUAGGCACAGGCCUACUUGGCCCAUCUGUUUUUAUAAGGGAUCAGUAAUGACCAUAUCAUAUCAUUUAUAUGGCAGAUUCAACGUGUGAAAUACUUUUGUUGACAACAAGGUGCCUUAUUUUUUUUUAUUAUUCUGCCUGAAGAUAGAUUUUUGCAUUUUAUUGCAUUUUUAAUAAAUACAUAUUAUAUUGUAACUC